UGUUGACUGUGAGUUAGAAUUACCAAAUGUUUGACAUCCAGUAGCCGAUUAUUAAUUAAUCAAUGUGCUCCAAUGGUGUCGUUAAACAAAACAAACAAACUGACCAUUCGGUGUCUAACGCGGUCGGAGAGUAAGACAAGAAAAUAAAUGUUCGCAAAUUGACUCACUUUUUAUUAAAUCGCGUAAAUAAAGUAUAUUACAGUACUCCUAUCCCACUGACAAGACAACACAUACCACGGCCUUUUGGUAUAUUCGUAGAGCAUUUUUGGAAUUGAAAAAACAAAACAAAAAAAACAUCGCUCUUCAGGCAAACGUUCUGCCACAGACAGCAUAGAAGAUUGCUCAGUUUAACCACUUGCUGUUCAAAAUGUCAAUAUCUGAAAAAAUAUUAAUAGUUGACCCCUAGUGUGACAUUUCCAGUUGACCACUACCACCGUAAGUGUUCAUUGCUACACUGGCUUCAUCCGUAUUGCCUUUGAGAGAUAACGUCUGAUGCACAGCGUAAUGCGAGUUACAAGGUACCUGUGAUAGAUGUCGUCGAAUCAAAAACCAAGGGGAAUUUUAUACGGGUUGAUACAUUCACCACCGGGUUUCAGUGGAUUAUUGUAUUCGCCAGUCUGACAAAGAUAACCGUUACUAAUAACCACCAGCGUUAUAUGUGCAAAGAUGUGUAGGAGAUGGGCCAUGGUCAUCGUAAAGAGCCACGGCCACUGUGUACAGCGCAUGUUUGGCGACCCGCUCCUGAGGCACGUGGUGGCCGUGUCGGUAUGCACGUUCACUGUGAUCCUGCCUCUGACGUGCUUCAACGUGCGCCACUCUGUGUACUCGCUGUGGCAGACGGACAGGGACAGGGAGCAGACGAGACUCGCCGCGGCCAACACACGACGUCUGCAGGAAAACCUGGCGCACCUGCGCGCCUUUAACGCGACCGCCCUGUGCCCAGACAACACGUCCGACAAGCAGCCGAAGACCUGGAAACACCUGCACGUUGCGAUCACCAUCAUCACGGUAUCGAGAAACAGGCACCGCGUGGAACACUACGAAACGCAGUACCUGUCGCAGGUCGUCGGCCGUUUUCUCUACCUCCUGAACAAAACGAUAAGCGACAGGACGUACAGACUGUUCGUCUGCAAUGUGGACCAGGAUCCGGACAGUUACGGCGAAAUGAAAGCGCUGCCGGCCAGCAUUCCGACGUUCGAGCGAUAUUCGCAGACAGAGAAGCCGCCAAAGGACAUCUUCGAGAAGGAGAAGCAGGAUUAUAUAUUCUGUAUGGAGGAGAGCCUCAAGAUGAACCCCUCGUACGUGUUUCUCGUCGAGGACGACGCCUACCCUCACCGCCACCUGCUACCCGUGCUGGAGCACGUCAUUGAUUAUCACAUAGAGAGGCGCAACACCAUUGGUGCUCGGAACUUCCUGCAUAGGAUCGUGACGUACGUCAAGUUCUACCACCCAGAACGCUUGUUGGGCUACUACAGUUUAGAAGCUGAACGCAUCCCCGAACUUGUUGGUGCUAGUCUCGUGCUGGGGACCGGGCUGUUCCUGUUUUACAUGCAUUUUGUGGUUGCGUGGAAGCCAAACAAAGUGAAUGUGACGUGGGCGUUAUGCAUCGUGUAUUGUUGUCUUGUGUGUGUUUCCAUUGGGAGACAGAACCUUCUGGAACUUAGGCGCCUUUCCACGCACCUCUACCAAGUGACGCCCGCCCCUUCGUGCUGCACGCCCGCCAUGUUGUACACAAAACGUGGCGGAGAAAUGGUCGCCACUCAUUUGAAAGGGGUAAAGUGCAAACAGUAUUUCGGAAAGGACAAGGCGCUAGAAGAAAUUCGUAGGCGAGAGAAAUACGUUGGACUGUUAGUGCAGCCUAACGUUUUUGAGCAUAUAGGAAUGUAUUCGUCAGUAAGACAGAGUAUGGUCGAUCCGUUUGCGGUCUAAAUAUCAACCCGCACAGAACCACACAGAGACUGACACAUGCACGCACAGAACCACACAGAGACUCGCACAUGCACGUACCGAACCACACAGAGACUCGCACACGCGCAUAGAACCACACGGAGACUCACACAUGCACGCACCGAACCACACAGAGACUCGCACAUGCACGCACCGAACCACACAGAGACUCGCACAUGCACGCACCGAACCACACAGAGACUCGCACAUGCACGCACCGAACCACACGGAGACUCACACAUACACGCACAGAACCACACAGAGACUCACACAUGCACGUACCGAACCGCACAGAGACUCCACACACAUAUUCCCACAUACACGCACAGAACCACACAGACUCACACAUGCACGCACAGAACCACACACUCGCACAUGCACGCACAGAACCACACAGACUCGCACAUACACGCACAGAACCACACAGCGACUCACACAUGCACGCACAGAGCCACACAGAGACUCGCACAUGCACGCACCGAACCACACAGAGACUCACACAUACACGCACCGAACGCAAAAACUCGUCUGACCAAGCUAAGCUAUCUGUUAGAAGUGCAGUUCAAUAACACACAUUCAUAUAUACAAACGUUUACAUGGAAUCACACACACACACACACACACACACACACACACACACACACACACACACACACACACACA
Messenger RNA from Gigantopelta aegis, 2610 nucleotides. Its product is annotated as post-GPI attachment to proteins factor 4-like. The coding region runs from base 667 to 1929 and encodes 420 amino acids. Lineage: Eukaryota; Metazoa; Mollusca; Gastropoda; Neomphalida; Peltospiridae. Gene Ontology annotation, cellular component: Golgi membrane. Gene Ontology annotation, molecular function: glycosyltransferase activity. Gene Ontology annotation, biological process: GPI anchor biosynthetic process. The transcript has 2 exons. The record is from RefSeq and is a predicted model, not a curated record.